This is a messenger RNA of Ictidomys tridecemlineatus (thirteen-lined ground squirrel), 2353 nucleotides long. NCBI's taxonomy places the organism in Eukaryota, Metazoa, Chordata, Mammalia, Rodentia, Sciuridae. The record is from RefSeq and is a predicted model, not a curated record.
AUGGGUUUUGGAGCCAAUCACAAGUCGGAUAGCCACACGGAGGCCGCGCCCAUCUUUUGGCCCCGCCCACAGCCCCAGAACCGUUACCCGAGCGACUGCCGGGGCUCUUCCCGCCCCCGGACCCGGGUGCCAAUCGAAGAGGCGUCGCCCGGCCUCGUGCGCCUCGGGGAACCCGACGGCGCCGGGCCCGGGGAGCCGCCCGCCACGCCCGCGGGACUGGGAGCAGGAGGAGACCGCGUCUGCUUCAACUUGGGCCGUGAGCUUUAUUUCUACCCCGGGUGCUGUCGCCGCGGGAGCCAACGGUCCAUUGACCUCAACAAGCCUAUUGACAAGCGGAUCUAUAAGGGCACCCAGCCCACCUGCCACGACUUCAACCAGUUCACUGCUGCCACAGAGACCAUCUCCCUGCUGGUGGGCUUCUCGGCUGGCCAGGUGCAGUACCUGGAUCUCAUCAAGAAGGACACCAGCAAGCUAUUCAAUGAGGAGCGUCUGAUCGACAAGACUAAGGUGACAUACCUGAAGUGGCUCCCUGAAUCGGAAAGCCUGUUCCUGGCGUCUCACGCCAGUGGCCACCUCUACCUGUACAACGUCAGCCAUCCUUGCGCCUCGGCCCCUCCCCAGUACAGCCUGCUGAAGCAGGGCGAGGGUUUUGCUGUCUAUGCUGCCAAGAGCAAGGCGCCCCGCAACCCGCUGGCCAAGUGGGCAGUCGGCGAGGGGCCCCUCAACGAGUUUGCCUUCUCACCUGAUGGCCGACACCUGGCCUGCGUCAGCCAGGAUGGCUGCCUGCGUGUCUUCCACUUCGACUCCAUGCUCCUGCGGGGGCUCAUGAAGAGCUACUUUGGGGGCCUGCUGUGUGUGUGCUGGAGCCCUGAUGGCCGGUACGUGGUGACAGGAGGUGAAGAUGACCUGGUCACCGUGUGGUCCUUCACUGAGGGACGGGUGGUGGCUCGGGGCCAUGGCCACAAGUCCUGGGUCAAUGCUGUGGCCUUUGACCCCUACACUACACGAGCAGAGGAGACCACAGCAGCGAGUGCUGAAGGGGAUCGGAGUGGUGAAGAGGAAGAGGAGCCCGAGGCCACCCGCACCAGCUCGAGUGGGGGAGUCCCACUGUCCCCGCUGCCCAAGGCUGGCUCCAUCACCUACCGCUUUGGUUCGGCGGGCCAGGACACACAGUUCUGCCUGUGGGACCUCACCGAAGAUGUGCUCUCCCCGCACCCGCCCCUGGCCCGUACUCGCACGCUCCCUGGCACACCCGGAGCCACGCCACCCGCCACGGGCAGCUCUCGGGGUAGUGAGUCAGGCCCAGGCCCCCUGCCCCGCUCCCUGUCUCGCUCCAACAGCCUCCCACACCCGGCAGGUGGUGGCAAGGCCAGCAGCCCAGGCACAGUGGCAGAGCCGGGCACUCCAUUCAGCAUCGGCCGCUUUGCCACCCUCACGCUGCAGGAGCGACGGGACCGGGGGUCCGAGAAGGAACACAAGCGCUACCACAGCCUGGGCAACAUCAGCAGGGGCGGCGGGGGAGGCAGUGGCGGUGGCGACAAGCCCAGCGGCCCCGCCCCCCGCAGUCGCCUGGACCCUGCCAAAGUGCUGGGUACCGCGCUGUGCCCACGCAUCCAUGAGGUGCCACUGCUGGAGCCCCUUGUGUGUAAGAAGAUCGCCCAGGAGCGGCUGACCGUGCUGCUGUUCCUGGAGGACUGCAUCAUCACCGCCUGCCAGGAGGGCCUCAUCUGCACCUGGGCCCGGCCCGGCAAGGCGUUCACAGACGAGGAGACCGAGGCCCAGGCAGGGGAAGGAAGUUGGCCCAGGUCACCCAGCAAGUCAGUGGUAGAGGGCAUCUCCUCCCAACCAGGCAACUCCCCAAGUGGCACAGUGGUGUGAAGCCGUGGAUGUCGGGGGUCCCCCACCCCAUGCCCCCAACCUCCUAGCCAUAACCCUCCCUGCUGACCUCACGGAUCAACGUAUUAACAAGACUAACCAUGAUGAAAGGACUGUUCCAGCCCCCCGCCCUGCACAAAUAUUGGGGGUCCUCCAGACUGGCCCACAUACGGGGGAUGUAGCAGCCCAUGGGGCCUCAACCUUGUCCCCACCCACUGCCAAGUACAAUGACCCCUUCCAUUGAAACAUCAGUGUUAACCCACACCCCUGUCCCCAGCAUGUGACUGGUCAUUCCUGGGGAGAACCUCCCCACCACAAGGAGCUCCAGCUCUGCAGCGCCCCUGGGCUGAGGGCCCUCACCCCAGCCCACCCCACCCCUUGCUAUUGUCUGUGCUUUUGAAGAGUGUUAAAUUAUGAAAGCCCCCAGGGCCCUCCUUGUCCCCCAUGACCUCUUAUUUAUACUAAAGUUCCCUGUUUG